Messenger RNA from Anguilla rostrata (American eel), 2262 nucleotides. RefSeq names its product zinc finger CCHC domain-containing protein 7-like. Gene Ontology annotation, molecular function: RNA binding; zinc ion binding. Gene Ontology annotation, cellular component: TRAMP complex. The coding region runs from base 144 to 1709 and encodes 521 amino acids. The record is from RefSeq and is a predicted model, not a curated record. The transcript has 9 exons. Lineage: Eukaryota; Metazoa; Chordata; Actinopteri; Anguilliformes; Anguillidae. Gene Ontology annotation, biological process: TRAMP-dependent tRNA surveillance pathway; nuclear polyadenylation-dependent snRNA catabolic process; nuclear polyadenylation-dependent CUT catabolic process.
CUCAUGUGCAGUAUAGACGACUCGGAAGUGUUGUUAAUGUCUGUAACACGUAUCGAAAGCGAGUGUGCUUUACAAUUCAGUCUGCAUCUGAAGGGAUUGUUGUUGCAGCACAUUGGAGGGUUAUUGAGUUUGGGCCCCUCAACAUGUCCACCGGUUACCAGGAGGAGGAGGAGUAUGAAGACGAGCUGUACCGGGAAGACGAAGGCUCCUUGUCUUCGGGGGCUGAAAGUGAGGCAGAAGUUUGGCUCUAUAGCCAGCUGCACUACUCCACCGGCCUGGGACAGAGGGAGGAAGAGGAUGACGGUGAGGAAGGGCAGCGGCGGGGGGAGACGGGAGACGAGGAAGGGGCCUGCCCUGCAGCGGGCCGGGAUCCCAACACACAGCGGAGCCCGGGACAGCAGUGGAGCUCUGACAGGGACUCGGACCCGGACCCGGAUUCUGACGGAGUGGAGAGCUGGAUGAUCCUGGAUGGGGAGGAGCAAGAAGGAGACUGCAACAUCCUGCUCAAUGUGGAAGUCAGGGGUAGCAGCAGCAGCAGCAGCAACAGUUCUGCAGAAGAUGGAAACAAUGCUCACGACUGGACAGUUUCCGAGAAGGACAUGGAGGCUCAGAUUGGCAGCCGAUGCCCCUCCCUGCAACGUACAUACCGCUACUACAACGCCACCAAGAGCGUCGCAUGCCAGAACUGCAGGAGGACUGGCCAUUUCUCCAGGGACUGCCCUGGUCCAAAGAAGCGCCCGUCCUGCUUGCUGUGUGGGGACGAGGGGCACCUCCAGCACGCAUGCCCCCACAGAUACUGCCCCAACUGCUGCCUGCCCGGCCACGGGUUCGAGGACUGCCUGGAGCUGGCCUACUGGCACAAGCGCUGCCACCGCUGCGGCGUGGCCGGCCACUUCCACGACGCCUGCCCAGAUAUCUGGAGACAGUAUCACCUCACUACCCAGACAGGAACUCUGGUGAAGCCCGACCGCAUGGAUGCCCACAGGAACUCAGCAUACUGCUACAACUGUGCCAGAAGAGGACAUUUUGGCUUUGCGUGCAGCCAGAGAAGGAUGUCCAGCGGAAUCUACCCCAACGUCCCGUACGUCUCCCGCUACGACUCGACACAAGAUGUCUGCCAGAGGGACAGCCGGGUGCAGAAGAAAGCGAAAGAGUUGCAGGACGCUGGCCUCCUGGUACUCCCCCCUGAUCCACAAGGGGGCGACAGAGAAGAAUCGCCAACUGGGAAGAGGAAAAAGCACAAAGGAGGAGGGGGAAAGGAGGCUAAAGGGGCAACUCCCGGUGCCAGGAAGGGGGAGAGGCAGCCCGGCAGAGGGAAGACGUGGCCGGAGAAGAGGAAGGAGCGCCGACAGAUCAAGAAGCUUCGGAGAGAAGCGAUGGCCCAGCGAGCGGGAGCGACUGGGCCAGCUCUGCUGGAGGAGGAGGAGGAGGAGGAGGAGCGACUCUUUCUCAGAGGCCCUGAAAGAAUACCAUCAGGGACAGCCACACCCCCUGUCAAAGGCAAGGCCAGCCCGGGUCUGUUUGGCUCAGGGAAAUGUGGCGAUUGGAAGAACAGGAAGUGUAGAGACAGGAAGUGCAGGGACAGGAAGUGCAGAGAAAGGAAAAGCGCCAAGGGCAGGAAGCAAGGGGCCCUGAAGCAUGAGGAUGUCUACCCGUCAGAUGAGAACUUUCUUUCUGUCAAGCGCAAAGCACGUCAUCGCAAACGGUAGUCGUUGGUUACAAGUCUGUGAACGUGUCCGUGUGCACGCUCAAUAAUAGGCAGCUAUGAGCAGUUUUGGGGCUAUUAAUUUUUAGCUAUUUUUUAAAUGGUAAUGGUAAAUGGACUGCAUUUAUAUAGCGCUUUUAUCCAAAGCGCUUUACAAUUGAUGCCUCUCAUUCUCCAGAGCAGUUAGGGGUUAGGUGUCUUGCUGAAGGACACUUCGACACACCCAGGGCGGGGUUUGAACCGGCAACCCUCCAACUGCCAGACAAUCGGUCUUACCUCCUGAGCUAUGUUGUUUAUACAUGCCUUUUUUUUUUCCUGCUCUUCAGUCCUUGACCCAGUUACAGCGCCCUCUACAGUGCUGAAUGCCACAUGGCUCCUGCCUUCUUGACUGCAGUGCUUCACCUGUGCUAUUUCAUGAGGAUUUCACAUAAUGAUGAGACUCAGCUAUUACCAAUUUAUACAUAACUUAUAUAUUUAUAUACAAUAUGUUUUGUAACUCAAUUAUGUAGAACAGUUGGAGUUCUUACAAUGCAAUAAACUAAAAGUCCAUAUUUAAA